AUGGCCAAGCCAUUUAGGCUUGUCCAUUAUAUCUAUCUCACUUUUGCUUUCAGUGUCAUCUACACUGAUGCCGGGACCCAUAGAAACUUCACCUAUGUAUGUGAUCCUGCCAGGUAUGCCCAACUUGGAUUGGAUAUCAAGUCACUCCCCUUUUGUGACAAGAAACUUUCCUACGAUGUCCGAGCAAGAGAUUUGGUGAGACAACUGACACUGCACGAGAAGGUACGACAACUAGGAAAUCAUGCUUACGGAGUCCCAAGAUUAGGGAUACCUGAGUACGAGUGGUGGUCCGAGGCACUCCAUGGUUUGUCCAAUGUUGGUCCAGGUACCUUUUUUGAUAAUUCAGUUCCACAUGCAACCAGCUAUCCCACGCCAAUUCUUACAACAGCUUCAUUCAACGAGUCAUUGUGGAACACAAUUGGGAAGGCUAUUUCCACAGAAGCACGAGCAUUAUACAAUUUAGGGCAUGCUGGAUUAGCAUUUUGGAGUCCAACCAUUAACGUAGCAAGGGAUCCAAGAUGGGGAAGAAUCAUUGAGACACCAGGUGAAGAUCCAUUCGUAGUUGGCACCUAUGCUAUGAAUUACGUGAGAGGCUUGCAAGAUGUUGAGGGAACCGAGAGUAAUAAAUAUAAGGAUUUAAACUCAAGACCACUUAAAGUUUCUGCAUGUUGCAAGCACUUUACUGCCUAUGAUGUUGACAAUUGGAAAGGAAUUGAGCGCUACAAUUUUGAUGCUAGGGUGAUGGAACAAGAUUUGGUUGAGACAUUUAACCGGCCCUUUCAAAUGUGUGUUCAAAAUGGUGAUGUUAGUAGUGUCAUGUGCUCUUAUAACCGUGUUAAUGGCAUACCUACUUGUGCUGAUCACAAACUCCUAAAGGAAACCAUUAGACAAGACUGGGAUCUUCAUGGAUAUAUAGUUGCAGAUUGUGAUUCUGUUGAAGUAAUGAUUAAGGACCACAAAUGGCUAAACGUUGACAAUGAGACUGCAGUUUCAUAUACACUACAAGCAGGUUUGGAUUUGGAUUGUGGAGUUUACUACACCGACAAUGUUGAAAAUGCUGUGAAACAUGGGAAGGUUGGGGAGGGAGAUGUAGACCAGUCACUGCAAUACCUCUAUGUCGUGCUUAUGAGGCUAGGAAUAUUUGAUGGACAGCCUCAAUACAAUUCUCUCGGUAUAAAUGAUGUGUGCACUAGCGCCCACAUCGAGUUAGCAGGAGAAGCAGCGAGGGAGGGAAUUGUUCUUUUGAAGAAUGACAAUGGAAUUUUGCCAUUGGCAACUGAAAGGAACAAAACCCUUGCAGUGGUUGGACCACAUGCUAAUGCUUCCGUUACCAUGAUUGGAAACUAUGCAUUUGCCGCAUAUAAUAAAGGUUCUCCAUGUCGAUACAGUACUCCACUUAAUGGCUUCUCCAGUUAUGGAAGUGUGAACUAUGCAGCCGGAUGCUCCAAUGUUAAAUGUGUUGAUGGGAACUUGAUAGGCGCAGCCGUGGAAGCCGCCAAAAUAGCUGAUGCCACCAUAAUUGUUGCGGGGAUAGAUUUAUCAAUUGAGGCAGAGAGCCUUGACAGGUUGGAUAUCCUCCUUCCUGGAAAACAAACUGAUCUUAUCAACCAAGUUGCUGAUGCUGCCAAAGGCCCCGUAGUUCUUGUAAUCAUGUCAGCUGGAGGUGUUGAUAUCUCCUUUGCUAAGAGUAACCCCAAAAUCCAUGCCAUCUUGUGGGCUGGAUAUCCUGGAGCAGAAGGUGGUCAAGCCAUUGCAGAUGUUAUUUUUGGAAAAUACAAUCCAGGAGGAAGAUUACCUCUUACUUGGUAUCAAGCUGAUUAUGUUGACAAGAUACCCCUAACAUCCUUGCAAUUAAGGCCAGAUGAUAGCAAAGGCUACCCAGGUCGAACAUAUAAAUUCUACGAUGGCCCUACUGUCUUCCCUUAUGGUUAUGGCCUCAGCUACACAAAAUUCAUCUAUACACUAAAAGCCGCGCCAUCAAAAUGGUCGAAAAAAUUAAACAAAUUUCAACACUGCCGUGACCUACCAUAUAAAAAUGGAACCAUCAAGCCUAGCUGCCCAGCAAUUUUAAUAGAUGACUUGAGAUGUCAUAAAAAAUUCACAUUUGACAUUGAAGUAAAAAAUGUGGGUAACAGAGAUGGAGAUGAAGUUGUGUUGAUUUACUCACAGCCCCCACUUGGUAUUCUUGGAACUCAUAUUAAGCAGUUGAUUAAGUUCCAAAGGGUUUCUGUUGCAGCUAGGACGAGUAAGCUGGUUCAUUUUGCCAUAAAUAUUUGCCAGGGCUUGGGCAUUGUAGACUCCAAUGGUAAUGCUGUCUUGCCAUCUGGUUCCCACACAAUCAUCGUCGGUGAUCAUCAAAUUGUACAUCCAAUUCAGUUAACAUAUAAUUAG
Molecule: messenger RNA, 2391 nt
Organism: Quercus robur (English oak)
Lineage: Eukaryota; Viridiplantae; Streptophyta; Magnoliopsida; Fagales; Fagaceae
Product: beta-xylosidase/alpha-L-arabinofuranosidase 2-like
Exons: 6
Coding region: 1-2391 (796 amino acids)
Biological process (GO): xylan catabolic process; arabinan catabolic process
Cellular component (GO): plant-type cell wall
Molecular function (GO): alpha-L-arabinofuranosidase activity; xylan 1,4-beta-xylosidase activity
Source: RefSeq, a predicted model, not a curated record